AUGUACGAGAUCGAAAUACAUCAGCUUGUCCGAGACCAGAGGUUUGCUUCCGCCGAUACUCGUCCGAUACACACCCGACACGCACAUGCGCUAAAGCUGCUUAUCACGUGCCGACAAGUCUACCACGAGGCCACGUCCUUAUUCCUAUCGAGUAACACGUGGGUUAUCUCAAGGGCUUGUUAUGACAAGUCGGGGUACCGAGUUACACAAGCAGACGACCUCGCAACUUGGUUGACUAUGCUCGGAUCUAGUGUGACCAUGGUACACAAGGUUAUUGUCAACUUGGCUGAAAACACCGACAAUGGCGGUGACCAACUCAAAUGGCGCCUAAAAAUCGACUCCAGCCAGGACACAACUGAUAUGGCUGAGGCCGUCAAACUAGGCAAUCUGCUGAAAUGUCUUUGGGCAAACCCUGAUGCGAUCCGUAAGAUCAAGAUUGUUAGCCCCAAGGGAGCAGGCAAAAACUACAAGUACCGGAACAACAAUGAUUUUGAUCCAAUGUUUAGCAAGACACAUCCGGAGAACAGAGGUAACAAGACACAUCCAGUCUUUGACACUGGUACUAUCACAAACGCGCUCAUAGCUCUCCGACGCGACGAUCUCGGUCUGAAGAACUGUGGACGUCAGGUGCACGAUGUUCUCAUCCGAAGAGAUGGUCUAGAAGGGUAUAUCCAGUUCGACUACAACUACUAUAAGCCGUCAGACAAUCGUCCCCGCGUUGAGAGGACCUACGUUGAGCGGAAGUUCUCCAUCACGAACGGCGGCACAACACUGUCACUUCAACCCGCCGACACUCCCGGAUUGAUGAACCUACCCCAGCACCUCAAGAUCCGGCUUUUCGAAUCGCUUUGUCUCGCUAAAGGCUUCCUUGACCCCUGGCGAAGUACAGUCACUAUCGAUCUGGACCAAAAGAUCACAGUAGGCGCAACUCCAGUGCUGGAAUCGGUAUCGCAACAUCUGCGAUCGGAGUGCUACUACCGCUUCUGGCUGGCCAAUAUAAUCUCAGUCAAGAUGCGGAGUACAGACGUAAAAACAGACUUCGACCACUUCGACAAACUACGCGUCUUCUGCUGCACCGCGUCGACUCUGCGCGAGCCCUGGAGAAUGAGCAACAGACGUAAGGGGAUCCGCGACCUGGAGUUCCUACUUUAG
Messenger RNA from Alternaria incomplexa, 1152 nucleotides. RefSeq lists its product as uncharacterized. The coding region runs from base 1 to 1152 and encodes 383 amino acids. The record is from RefSeq and is a predicted model, not a curated record. The transcript has 2 exons. NCBI's taxonomy places the organism in Eukaryota, Fungi, Ascomycota, Dothideomycetes, Pleosporales, Pleosporaceae.